CACGUCUGGUGUUUCACAUGGAGGGAGAAGGGGACGUGGUUUACAGGAUUGUUUCUUGGAACCGCAGGCUACUGGCCCAACAUCACAAGAAGCCUGCAGGACCCCUGUUUGACAUCAAAUGUCUCCAGCAGUCUGUGUGUCAGCUUCAUCUCCCACACUGUGAGAUCCGCUCCACAGGAUGAAGACUCUCCUCCUGACCCAGUCCGAGCGCUGGUGCUGCUGUUCUACAGACCCCCGACUUAUCCUGAUCCAGAAUCUUUCCUCAAUGUGUUGUUGCUACCAAAGAACAUCGUGCUGCGUGAUGUGCUGCGCAAGUGGAUGGAAUCAAAUGGAGAUGAGAAGUACAUCAGGACACCCCCACACUGUAAACUGCUCCCAAAGCAGGAGUACACACUGUCCACUAGUCCUGAAGACGACUCAGUUCUAGUUCAACCAACAGAAGCAGAAUUUGAUGAGGAGUCCUACAUCAACUGCUUCCCAUCAUUCGAGGUGAAAUUGAACACAAUCAUGAACAAUAUUCAACUCUUUUUGAAAGAUAAGAACAGCUCCACCUGUGUCUGGGAAAGGCAGGUUUCUCUUUUGUCCACUGGACAAAGGCGCACUCUGACCCUCCCUUCAAACGAGAGGCUGAUGGACAUACGAACCUGCUUCAUCGAUGGGAUAUCAGGACCUGUUCUCAGUAGUCUGCUGGACAAGAUGUUUGAGAAAAAGGUGAUAACUGACUCUGAGAGGGAGUCAGCGGAAGGGAUGCAAAACAAAAGAAAAAAGGCUCGUUUUGUCAUCGAUACGGUGAGGAAGAAAGGUGAAGCUGCGAGUUCAGAGAUGAUUAAGUUUCUCUGUGAGGUCGACCCCUUCCUCUGUAAACAUCUUGGGUUGAUGUGAAGCACAAUGAAAAGGCGGGAAAUACACUUUAUGUUGACCUGGUGGUUAUAAACUGAUCGUCCUGUAACUGAUGUGGAAAUAAAUAACUUUAUUAUGUUCCUUGUGUGCAUUGAGCUCAGAGAAUUUAUCAGAAUUUUCUGUAUACUGUAAGUAAUGUAUGAAUUUUUACAAGAUCCUGGUUAUUUAUUUUCAGUAGUUGUCUCACCUUGAUGAGUGAAAAGAAAAAGAAAGAAAGAAGAAACUAUUCAGAGAAGCUUUUGAUUCUAUUACACGAUCUUCCUCUUCAACUUUUAAGUCAAUGUGGCCAGUCUCUUUCAAGUAUUCAGAGAAAAAAAAUCAAGGCAACUGUACAAAUUACAUCUGCUGAGGAGGACUGUGUGAUGUGAUUGAAAGCUCCAGAAAAGCUACUGAAGGGACCUUGUCAUGAGAUUUUAUGGUCUAAAUAUGUUCUAGGAGAUAAAAUCUCUGCUCCUUUUUAUUUAACCUGAAUAUACAUGAACAUCCUGCUUUGUGAGGUGAGAGUUUAGUUUUGUGAGGGUAGUGAGGCACAUGGGUUAGUAAUUUGUAAAGUAAAAUUUUUAUUUUCUUUCUUCAUCCUGUAUUUUUAGUCUGAAACCAAACCUGUUCACUCAAGUAGAGGAUCAGUUAACUGUGGUAUUACUGGUGAAAUAUCACCAUCUGCUGGACUCUGAAUGUAUAAAAAUCAGUUUGAACUGUGGUUGGGUUGAAGGAUUACUUCACUAUAAAUACACAAACUCAGUACUAUAAAUAUACUGUUUAUAGAUGUUGUUGCUUCAUCAAUCAAACAAC
Thunnus maccoyii (southern bluefin tuna) is the source of this 1692-nucleotide messenger RNA. RefSeq lists its product as uncharacterized. NCBI's taxonomy places the organism in Eukaryota, Metazoa, Chordata, Actinopteri, Scombriformes, Scombridae. Gene Ontology annotation, biological process: regulation of apoptotic process. The annotation marks the transcript as partial. The transcript has 2 exons. The record is from RefSeq and is a predicted model, not a curated record.